Eruca vesicaria subsp. sativa (arugula) is the source of this 1030-nucleotide messenger RNA. NCBI's taxonomy places the organism in Eukaryota, Viridiplantae, Streptophyta, Magnoliopsida, Brassicales, Brassicaceae. The record is from the annotation of a GenBank genome assembly.
GGAUGAUUGGUAGAACAUGCAAAAAGUACCUCAAUUUAUUUUCUGAAACCAGAUAUGAUUUAUUGGAUAAUACAUGCUACCGUUAUAAACAAUGUAACUCCUACCCCUUCACCACAUAUUUGUCAAGAGAGAAAUAGAGAUUAGGAAGCUUCACAGAUCACAAAGAUGGCUGAAGAGGUGAUCCUUCUGAACUUCUGGCCGAGCAUGUUCGGAAUGAGGACGAUGAUUGCAUUGAAGGAGAAAGAAGUGAAGUAUGAGCACAAAGAGGAAGAUCUAUUGAACAACAAGAGCCCCUUGCUUCUUGAGAGUAAUCCUAUUUACAAGAAGGUACCAGUUCUCAUCCACAAUGGUAAACCAAUCUGUGAAUCUGUCAUACAAGUCCAGUACAUAGACGAGAUCUGGUCAGACAAGAACCCAUUACUUCCUAAAGAUUCUUACCAGAGAGCUCAAGCCUUGUUUUGGGCUGACUUUAUUGACAAGAAGUUGUAUGUUUGUGGGAGAAAGACUUGGGCAACAAAGGGUGAAGAGCUGGAAGAAGCCAAAAAGGAGUUCAUUGAAAUACUAAAGACUCUUCAAUCUGAACUUGGAGACAAACCUUACUUUGGUGGCGAUACAUUCGGGUUUGUAGACAUUGUUUUGAUUGGAUUCUACAGUUGGUUUCCAGCAUACCAGAAGUUUGGUAACUUCAGCGUCGAACCAGAGUGUUCUAAGCUGAUGGAUUGGGGAAAGAGGUGUAUGGAGAGGGAGAGUGUAGCUACAUCCUUGCCUGAUCCUGAGAGAGUUGCUGGAUACAUUUUACAGCUCAAGAAGCGAUAUGGGAUCGAGUAAGACAAGAUAGUAUCUCUGUUGUGUUUCAGCUCUUUUGUUGUGUUGUGUGCUUCUAAAUAAUGCAGAUUAUGAUCUGUAAAAGUGGAGUGUUGUUCUACAACUGAGAUGCUUUCUUUACUUCUUUAAAUCUUAAGCUUCAACGUUGACUUCUUUGAGAUCGUGAAGAUACUUGUGUCAUUAGUAUAAUGAUGUAAGCAGUGGC